This is a messenger RNA of Anthostomella pinea, 1227 nucleotides long. The record is from the annotation of a GenBank genome assembly. Lineage: Eukaryota; Fungi; Ascomycota; Sordariomycetes; Xylariales; Xylariaceae.
AUGUCGGCCCCGCGACCCGAGUUCCUCAAGUUCACCGGCCACAAGUCCUUCACGCAGCGCCUGGUGCUCUCGACGCUGACCGGGCGCCCCGUGCACAUCUCCAAGAUCCGGUCCAACUCCCCCACCAACCCGGGCCUGGCCCCGCACGAGGUGUCGUUCCUGCGGCUGCUCGAGGCCGUCACCAACGGCAGCUCCAUGCAGAUCUCCUACACGGGCACGACCAUAACCUUCGUCCCUGGCCUGAUCACGGGCGCCGUCCCGGGCUACGGCGCCGUCGGCGACGAGGGCGACAUCGUCGAGCACAGCCUCCCCGCCACGUGCGCGCGCGGCGUCACCUACUUCCUCCUGCCGCUCUGCCUGCUCGCGCCCUUCUCCAAGUCGCACAUGAACGUGCGGUUCACGGGGCCGGGCGUCAUCACCUCGGCGACCGAGACAGGCGACCUGUCGGUCGACUCGUUCCGCACCGCCGUCCUGCCGCUGUACGAUCUGUUCGGCAUCCCCGCCGCGCGCAUCGAGCUCAAGGUGCUGCAGCGGUCGUGCGCGGGGCUCAAGGGCGCCGGCGGCGCCGGCGAGGUCGAGCUCCGGUUCGCCAGCCAGGUCCGCCUACCCAAGACGCUGCACCUCAACAGGAGCCCCGGCAAGAUAAAACGCAUACGCGGCGUGGCGUACGCGACGGGCGUGUCGGCGUCGAAUAAUGCGCGCAUGAUACAUGCAGCCCGCGAGGUGCUCAACCCCUUCGUCUCGGACAUUCACGUCGCCGCGCAGUACGACCAAGCACCUUUAAUCGCCGACAAUACAGAAAAGGCUGGAGGCAAGCGGAGGAUGGGUAUUGGCUUUGGCUUGAGUCUAGUCGCAGAGUCAAGUGCUGCGGGUGUACUAUAUUCGGCGGACGUGGUGGCGCCACCCAAAGGAGGUGUGGUGCCCGAGGAUAUCGGCAAGAGGUGCGCAUACCAACUUCUGGAGUCACUCAGCUUAGGAGGAUGCGUCAGCGGAGCGGCGACAGGCACGAUCCUGACGCUAAUGGCCAUGGGAUCCGAGGACGUGGGACGUGUGAGACUCGGCAGAGACAUAAUAGGCAGGGAGGAGGUCAUAAAUCUGGCACGAGAUUCUCGGAAAUUUGGCGCCAGCAGCUGGGGCUUGAGAGACGUUGACGAGGACGACACGGACGACAUCGUAGUCUCGGUGAAGGGAACUGGUGUGGGCAACGUCGGCAGGAAAGUCGCGUAA